This is a messenger RNA of Cydia splendana, 2791 nucleotides long. RefSeq names its product DNA mismatch repair protein Mlh1 (gene Mlh1). Lineage: Eukaryota; Metazoa; Arthropoda; Insecta; Lepidoptera; Tortricidae. Gene Ontology annotation, biological process: mismatch repair. The record is from RefSeq and is a predicted model, not a curated record. Bases 65 to 2230 code for a protein of 721 amino acids. The transcript has 11 exons. Gene Ontology annotation, molecular function: mismatched DNA binding; ATP binding; ATP hydrolysis activity. Gene Ontology annotation, cellular component: MutLalpha complex.
AAUCUAUUCUUUGAUUUAACUUAAUUCUCCUAAAGAUUCCCAUGUCGUUGAACCUUAAGAAACAAUGUCCGAACCAGGUAUCAUAAAAAAACUUAGUGAGGAUGUGGUGAACCGAAUUGCAGCCGGAGAGAUCGUUCAAAGGCCGGCAAACGCUUUGAAGGAACUUAUUGAAAAUAGUUUGGAUGCCAAAUCGACCAAUAUAAUUAUUACUGUAAAAGCUGGCGGCUUAAAAUACUUGCAGAUCCAAGACAAUGGCACUGGAAUUCGAAGCGACAACUUAGACAUUGUCUGUGAGCGCUUCACCACCUCAAAGCUGAGCCAGUAUGAGGAUCUACAGGAGAUCAACACUUACGGCUUCCGGGGAGAGGCUCUGGCGAGCAUCAGCCAUAUUGCCCAUCUGACUAUACUCACCAAGACUGCCGCUUCUAAAUGUGCUUACAAGGCAUCAUAUGAAGACGGCAAGGUAAAAGGCCCGAUAAAGGCCUGUGCUGGUAACAAUGGCACCCAAAUCACGGUUGAAGACCUAUUCUACAACGUCAUAGCCCGCAAGAGAGCCCUACGGAGCCCCACAGAAGAAUACACACACAUAAUGGAUGUGGUUGGUGGUUAUGCGGUGCAUAAUAGCCAUGUCGGGUUUACGCUAAAGAAGUUUGGAGAGAAGACCGAUUUGAAGACCCCUGUCAAUUCUUCUGUUAUAGAAAAUGUUAGGAUUAUCCACGGUAACUCAAUAGCCAGAGAGCUAAUGGAGCUAGAAAUAAAAGAUGAAACGCUAAAGCUGUCCAUACACGGAUAUAUUACGAACGUGAACUAUUCUCAUAAGAAAGGAGUCAUGCUGCUGUUUAUCAACCAUCGAUUAGUUGACUCGCAAUCUAUCCGCAAAGCUGUUGAUUCCGUGUACUCAACGUAUUUGCCAAAGAACUCUCAUGCUUUCGUGUACCUCAGUAUAGAAUUAGAUCCCAAGAAUGUUGACGUAAAUGUGCACCCUACGAAGCAUGAGGUACAGUUCCUGUACGAAGAACAAAUCAUAGAAAAGUUAAAGGCGUGUGUUGAAAGUAAACUACUUAGCUGUAACUCUACGCGGGUCUUAUAUACGCAGGCUCGCCUACCUGGAGCUACGAUGGUAGAAGAAAUGGUGAAGAAAACAACGGAUGCGGCCAAAGUUAACCCCAACAACAUGGUCCGAGUGACCUCCGAUGUUCAGAAGAUCGACAAAUUCUUCAGAACCAAGCCUGUUGAAACAGACGCAAAUAAUUUCGAAAACACUGAAAAUACGAGGGAAAUGCCUGUCAAAGAAAGUGUAAAAACAACAGAGUAUAAUGACAAUGACAAAAUGGUAGUAGAUGAAGUCAUAGAAAAUUCACUUAUAGAAGAACCAGUGGUAAUAAAUAAAAUGCCAGAAAAGUGGAAAAAUCAUUCCGCUUUAGACCAAGGCAAUACAAGCUACAUAGAUCCUAAGGAAUCAUUCAAAACUAGAACGUUUAAGUAUGAACGGACUGAAACUAAGUUGACCAGUGUGAAGCAGUUAAGGAUGGAUGUAGAAAAACAGUGUAACUCGAAUCUAAGGGAGAUAUUGGCUAAUUUGAUAUUUAUUGGGUGUAUAGAUUUGCAUAAGUCGCUUAUACAGCAUUCGACGAAGCUGUAUUUGUGUGACACGACUCGGUUGACUGAAGAAUUAUUCUACGAAACGAUGCUAUACGACUUCCAGAACUUCGGUCUGAUAAAGCUAUCGAACCCACUGCCUUUGGAAGAGCUGUUCGUCCUCGGUCUAUCGUCUCAAGAGUCAGAAUGGGACCCUGAACUAGGCGAUAUGAGAGAGAUGGCGCAACAAAUGUGUCAGCUUCUUACGAGCAAGCGAACCAUGCUUCUAGAAUACUUCUCGCUAGAGCUAAGCAGCGAUGGGCAACUGUUGGCGCUGCCCCUGUUGUUGGACAACCACACCCCAUUCAUGGGCGCAUUACCAACCUACCUCGUCCGCCUCGUCACCGAAGUCAACUGGGACUCUGAGAAGGAGUGUUUCGACACCUUCAGCCGCCAAACCGCCAUUUUCUACUGCCAACCCAACCCAGAUACCACCACAGAGUCCGUAAAGUCAGAGCAUUGGAAGCAGGAGCAUGUUAUAUUCCCAGCCAUAAGAAGGAAUUUCUUACCGCCUACGAGUUUUGUGAGCAAUGGAGCGAUAUUACAGAUUGCUAAUCUGCCAGAUUUGUAUAAGGUGUUUGAGAGAUGUUAAUAUAGUCUAACCCAGAUACCAACACAGAGUCUGUAAAGUUAAAGCAUUGGAAGCAGGAACAUGUUAUAUUCCCAGCUAUAAGGAGGAAUUUCUUACCGCCUACGAGUUUUGUGAGCAAUGGAGCGAUAUUACAGAUUGCUAAUCUGCCAGAUUUGUAUAAGGUGUUUGAGAGAUGUUAAUAUAGUCUAACCCAGAUACCAACACAGAGUCUGUAAAGUUAAAGCAUUGGAAGCAGGAACAUGUUAUAUUCCCAGCUAUAGGGAGGAAUUUCUUACCGCCUACGAGUUUUGUGAGCAAUGGAGCGAUAUUACAGAUUGCUAAUCUGCCAGAUUUGUAUAAGGUGUUUGAGAGAUAUAGCCAACUCCUGAUACCACAACAGAGUCCGUAAAGUCAGAGCAUUGGAAGCAGGAACAUGUUAUAUUCCCAGCUAUAAGGUGGAACUUUUUACCGCCUACGAGUUUUGUGAGCAAUGGAGCGAUACUGCAGAUUGCUAAUCUGCCAGAUUUGUAUAAGGUGUUUGAAAGAUGUUCAUGUUUAAUGAAUUGUAGUUAUGUUGUUCGA